Sturnus vulgaris (Common starling) is the source of this 855-nucleotide messenger RNA. The record is from RefSeq and is a predicted model, not a curated record. Lineage: Eukaryota; Metazoa; Chordata; Aves; Passeriformes; Sturnidae.
AUGUGCGGGUCCCCGGUUGGAGGCAACCUGGCCCGCGGCCACCACUGCGCCCAGCCCGGUAGCUGCCUGGUCCCCUCGGGCUGCCCCCGCGCUGCCUCCCUGUCCCUCUUCCUCACCUUCCUUCCCCGUCUGCUGGUCACGUCUGACCCAGCUCAGCAGCCUGCUCCCGGCGCUCCCGAAGGAGGGGCUCCCGAAGGAGGAGCUCCCGAAGGGGCAGCCCCCGGUGGGGGUCCCCCCGGGGCUCCCCCCAACCUGACCAGCAAUCGCCGCCUGCAGCAGACGCAGGCCCAAGUGCAGGAGGUGGUUGAUAUAAUGUGUGUAAACGUAGACAAGGUGCUGCAACGAGACGAGAAGCUGUCAGAGCUGGAUGACCGGGCAGAUGCACUUCAGGCUGGCGCUUCAGUAUUUGAAAGUAGCGCAGCAAAACUCAAAAGGAAGUACUGGUGGAAGAACUGCAAGAUGAUGAUCAUAAUGGGAGUGAUUGGUGCCCUUGUGGUGGUGGUGAUUGCACUUCAGGACCCAAAUGAAGACCUCCCAUGAGUAGGACACUGUUCACAACAUAUCUUGGAGCAUGAACUGGAAUAAAGGUAAGUGUCCCUUUGUUUUGCUUCACUGUACAUUUGAAACUCAUUAAAAGGAUAUGACAGAGCUUUGUCUAGUGCAGACUUCUUUUAAAAUUAGGUACUUGUGUCCUUAUCUGCCCUUAGUGCUUCAAAAGCUAGGUUGUAAAGCAAUCUUCCCUGUGGCUUCUGGUUCCCUUAUGAUCGAUCACUGUCCAGUCUUAAACAUCACCAAAAUCACACCAGAACAAUGACCACACUAGAACAACUCUCAAUGGUGAAUUUGGAGCAAGGC